Penicillium angulare is the source of this 1326-nucleotide messenger RNA. RefSeq names its product putative C2H2 finger domain protein. The transcript has 3 exons. Gene Ontology annotation, cellular component: nucleus. NCBI's taxonomy places the organism in Eukaryota, Fungi, Ascomycota, Eurotiomycetes, Eurotiales, Aspergillaceae. Gene Ontology annotation, molecular function: DNA binding. The coding region runs from base 1 to 1326 and encodes 441 amino acids. The record is from RefSeq and is a predicted model, not a curated record.
AUGGUGAAGAAGAGACGCGGUCCCUCCUUGGACGAGCUUUUGUCUCGACCAUGGUGCUACUACUGUGAGCGCGAUUUCGAUGACUUGAAGAUUCUGACCCUACAUCAAAAAGCCAAGCACUUUAAAUGUGAGAGAUGUGGACGUAGAUUGAAUACUGCCGGAGGAUUGUCGGUGCACAUGAGCCAAGUCCACAAGGAACAACUCACGGAAAUUGAAAAUGCAUUGCCCAACCGGGUAGGUCUUGAUGUCGAAAUCUUCGGCAUGGAGGGAAUUCCAGAGGAUGUCCUCCAAGCGCACCACCAGCGUGUGGCCACUCAGUUCCAGCAGGCUGAGACCGAGAGGCAAGCUGCUACAGGUAAUCCCCCUUCGGGAGCCAGUACAGGCGGACAACCAGCAGCCAAGAAACCGAAGCUUGAAGCUUCAUCGGACCUGAAGAAGCGAUUGGCUGAACACCGGGCAAAGCGCGCCGAGGGAGCUGCUGGUGGUAGCAGUGGAGAAGCAACGCCUGUGGGCGCAGGACAGACUCCAGGACAGACACCGCCUGUAUCAACGCCUACGCCUACGCCGGGCCCAUAUGAACAAUCUUCCACCGCUUCUACUCCUGCAACUAUACCGACUAUACCUGUUCCCACGCCUGCACAGCAGUACUCUUAUCCUCAACCAUAUGGAGGCGUCCCAGCGGCGGCACCACAACUACCUUAUCAGCAGCCCGUCAAUCUAGGUUAUCCACCAUUCUCGCCAGCAGCCGCACAGCCAGUCCCCGGUGUUCCAGUUCCAGCUUAUCCUCCUACUGGAUUUCCACCUCAACCAUUUCCUGGCCAACCUGGCUACGGGGCUCCUUCUCCAUACACCCCACAACAACAGCACACACCCACCGAAUCCAUCACCCCCCGCUCCGGCAGCUUACCAGCCCCAUCCGGUCUACCACAACGCCCAUCUUUCGGCGCACCUUCAGUCAAUGCACAGCAAAUGCAACAGAUGCACAUGGGUCAUCUACCCCCACACCCAACAGCCGUACCUGGCUAUUCCAAUGGAGAAACAGCACAAGUUCCCCCACCUGCUACUGAUACUCAAUCGGGCGCGGUAAAGGAGGCAGAAAAGCCGACUGACGGAACGGAGAAACCUAGUAAGAAGGAGAGAUCCAAACCAACCCGUAUGAUUUACUCGGACGAGACGACUAGCCCCGAAGAAAAAAUGGCUCGACUCCCUCGAUACGCAUUCUCGCGCGAUCGAUUUCCGGCGGAAACGACACUGGGUGAACUACAAGGUUCAGCGGUGACGGGAACGAUUCGAGACCAGGACACGGUGGUCGACCCUGCGCAUUGA